AUGACAACUGUUGAGAGAUACCGACCUCCGCGCAUCGAUUUCGCCUCAGAUGCGCCCUCAAAUGCUCGACGAUCCCAUUCCGCCUUCUCAACCAUAACAAACAUUCCACCAGCAGUACCAUCACCACCACAACUAUCGAGAAACUCUCCUCCUCGAGAACCCCACCCCCAGGCGGAAUCCUCUCCUACAGUGAAGAUGGCGUCGGAGGAUUCGAGCCAAUGGAUCUUCACAGAAGCCGAAAUUUCAAGCUCACCGUCCAUCGCCCAUGGCAUCCCACCCAAGGAUGAGCGCUGCUUGAGGGCAAAGGGCGCGAAUUUCAUACUUCAGGCGGGCAUAUUACUCAAGCUUCCGCAGCUGACAAUUGCCACGGCCAGCAUUUUCUUCCAGCGUUUUUAUAUGCGUGCCAGCAUGGACCAGUCCAAAGUCGGCGGCAUUCACCAUUAUGUACGUUCUUCCCAGACGCAGACCCCCUCUACAUUAGCUGGCCCUCCGUCGAAGCUUCCUCGCUCUAAAUCGCAUGCAAAUCUUAUGGUCAAGGAUCCUCAGGCUAAUUAUGAAUCAAUGGAACAGACUAUUGCAGGGACUGCCCUAUUCCUAGCUACGAAAACCGAAGAAAAUUGCCGGAAGACAAAAGAGGUGGUUAUUGCAUGCGCAAAAGUCGCACAGAAGAACUCGAAUCUAGUUAUCGAUGAGCAGUCGAAAGAAUACUGGCGAUGGCGAGACAAUAUUCUACUCUUUGAGGAGCAGAUGUUGGAGUUCCUCACAUUUGAUGUCGUUUUGAAAUCACCUCACAACAUACUCUACGAAAUACUAAACAAGCUUCACAUCGAAGAGAAUAGAAAAUUACGGAAUGCGGCAUGGGCAUUCCUCAAUGAUGGAUGUCUUACGACGUUGUAUCUGCAAGUACCCUCCAGAGAUUGUGCUAUUGCUGCUGUAUACUUCGCAGCGGGGUUUACUGGGGAGACAAUACCGGAUGAUGAGAAUGGAAACCCAUGGUGGGAGCGAGUUGGUGGGCGACCAGACAAGAUCACAACAGCGACAGGAAUCAUGUUCGAAUUCUGGACUGAGAAUCCUCUACAGAGAUCUGAGAAUCCGUAUGAGCAAUCUCCAUUUACUUUUGUCAGUGAGGAAGAUCUCCACAGAAGUCGCAGAAGGGCAUCUUUGAGGGCCGAUGCUGGAAGCAACGAGGAUACUCCAAGCCCAGGGCAAUCACAGCCAAUGCAGAAUGGCCACAGUCAACAGAGCCAAGCAAGCACAGCACCGGCUGUCAACGGUAAUGGAGCUGUAGCUCCCAACGACAAACUACUUUCACCUAGACUAAACGCCGAGACUUCGGUGAAUGGUUCAUCGGAUACUGCGCUCAAAGAAGCGGCGAAUGAUCCGGCCACGCACUUGUCCACUGGAGGCUCGGCUAUUUCAGCAGCUGGUCCUCUUGGCGAAGCCCCAAAACCAAGUCCGAAGCGUAAGAGCCCAGGGGAUGGAGAUAGGGAGGAACCCCCUUCCAAGAGAUCCAAGAAGAUUUCAGACAGCUCGGAGGAGUCUGCAAAGACGCUAAGAUCGCAGAAUACUUCAGACAACUCAGAGGAGUCCGCAAAGACAUUAGUGGCUUCGGAAACGAACGAAGCAGCAAAUUUGGAUGCAUCGGGGCCCGUUGUAGAAGCUGAUGCUCCAAAAGAGCCUGUUGCUACGACUGAAGAGAGUGAGGAGGGCGAGCUGGAGGAGUGA
This is a messenger RNA of Lachnellula hyalina, 1725 nucleotides long. It is a transcript of the gene pch1, whose product is annotated as Cyclin. Gene Ontology annotation, biological process: positive regulation of DNA-templated transcription, elongation; regulation of transcription by RNA polymerase II. The transcript has a single exon. The record is from RefSeq and is a predicted model, not a curated record. Gene Ontology annotation, cellular component: cyclin/CDK positive transcription elongation factor complex; nucleus. Lineage: Eukaryota; Fungi; Ascomycota; Leotiomycetes; Helotiales; Lachnaceae. Bases 1 to 1725 code for a protein of 574 amino acids. Gene Ontology annotation, molecular function: cyclin-dependent protein serine/threonine kinase activator activity.